AUGGCUACAACAGAACUACCGAAAUUUGAAUUUUUGUCACUAGCUGACAACACGUCCGGAUGGGGACCAUUGACAACAAGCUGUUCAGCUGAGGAACCCGUCCCAUUCCAACAAUUUAACAAGGCUGAUCGUAUCGGUCGCGUUGCUGACUGGAUUGGAGUGGACCGCUUCUAUAGAAGAGGAAAUGAGAGAUACAAUGAGCGUGUCUACGGAUCAGCCGCUAAUGCUGGAAGUCAAUUCGAUUACAUUCACGGAAUGGACGAGCACAACUUCCAACUCGUUGACACUUCUAGACCAAUGGCUCGUAAUCCUCAACGUAACUUCCGCGUUCGUCAAAUGCAUCUCCGCAAGAUGAUGCAGAAGGAAGUCGAGAAACGUGAGCUGGUGAACCAGUCGACUAACUUGAGAAUGAAGAGAAGUAUCGCCAAGGAGCAGCAACGCGCGUUCAAGAUGUGGCAACGUCGAGGAGGAAAUGCUCGUCAAGGACAACGCGGUCAAGGUGGUAGAUUCGGAGGAGAUCGACCGAAAGAGCGCCUUCCCUCUGUUCAAGUUCGCCCAGAAUGGAAUGUUCUCGAGGAAAUGAAUCUCAGUGCUUUCUCCAAACUCGCGCUUCCCAACAUUCCAGGAGGAGAAGAUAUCGGAGAUCAUCAAUACGGAAGUCUUCAAUAUUAUGACAAGACUAUUGAUCGCGUCUCAGUAAAGAACUCAAUUCCCCUCCAAAAGUGUGCUGGAGUUUUCUACAAUGUCACCACAACUGAUGAUCCAGUUAUUCAAGAACUUGCCCAAAGCGGAGUAGGAAAUGUUUUCGGAACUGAUAUCAUUUUGGCUACUUUGAUGACUGCACCAAGAUCUGUCUACUCAUGGGAUAUCGUUGCAUACAGAGUCGGAGACAAGCUCUUUUUCGAUAAGAGAAAUACCAGAGAAAUUCUGAACCCUGUCGAGGCUCUUACUGUCUCUGAAACCAGCGCCGAGCCACCGUCAUUCGAUGGAGGUAUGAAUAAUGCUAAAGACCUUGCCACAGAAGCAUUCUACAUCAACCAAAACUUCCGUCGGCAGGUUGUGAAGAGAAACGAACCAGGAUUCACUUUCAAGAAUCCACGUGCUCCAUUCGAAGAUGAUGAAACUGGAGAGUCCGGAACUGCUUACAAAUAUCGCAAGUGGAGCCUUGGAAACGGUGUUGACGGUAAGCCAGUUGAAUUGGUGUGCCGUACCGAGUUGGAUGGAGUAAUCUAUGGACUCGGAAAUGAGACACAGACCCUCACCAUCAAGGCAUUCAACGAAUGGGACAGCACACAGUCUGGAGGAGUUGACUGGAGAACAAAGCUUGACGUCCAGAAGGGAGCUGUGAUGGCUACCGAAAUCAAGAACAAUUCUGCGAAGGUUGCCAAGUGGACAUUGCAAGCUCUUCUUGCGGGAUCGGACACCAUGAAACUCGGUUAUGUAUCCCGUAACAUCUCGAGAAAUGCUCAAAAUCACUCGAUCCUGAAUACGCAAUACGUGAAACCAUCCGAAUUCGCCAGUAACAUUGCUUUGAACAUGGACAACUGCUGGGGAAUCCUCAGAUGCGUCAUUGAUAGUUGCAUGAAGCAGAAGCCAGGAAAAUACUUGUUGAUGAAGGACCCACAAUCACCGGUUAUUCGUCUGUACUCGUUGCCAGAAGGAACAUUCGAGAGUGAACGUGAAAGCUCCGAGGAGGAAAACUCUGACGACGACCAAUAA
This is a messenger RNA of Caenorhabditis remanei, 1719 nucleotides long. RefSeq lists its product as uncharacterized. NCBI's taxonomy places the organism in Eukaryota, Metazoa, Nematoda, Chromadorea, Rhabditida, Rhabditidae. The record is from RefSeq and is a predicted model, not a curated record. The coding region runs from base 1 to 1719 and encodes 572 amino acids. Gene Ontology annotation, cellular component: cytoplasm; eukaryotic translation initiation factor 3 complex. Gene Ontology annotation, biological process: translational initiation. Gene Ontology annotation, molecular function: translation initiation factor activity. The transcript is spliced from 4 exons.